Molecule: messenger RNA, 2091 nt
Organism: Dissoconium aciculare CBS 342.82
Lineage: Eukaryota; Fungi; Ascomycota; Dothideomycetes; Mycosphaerellales; Dissoconiaceae
Exons: 1
Coding region: 266-1846 (526 amino acids)
Biological process (GO): metal ion transport; transmembrane transport
Cellular component (GO): membrane
Molecular function (GO): cobalt ion transmembrane transporter activity; magnesium ion binding; cobalt ion binding
Source: RefSeq, a predicted model, not a curated record
UCCGACUGCAGCUCUCAAGACCGGGGAUAGCGAAACAAGAGCGGCUUUCAAAUCGCAUUCCAACAACCGUAGGACACCUGCACACGUAUCGUCGAGCAUGGGAAUGUAUAUAUACGACAUACCGAUUUCACUGGAUAAUAUCUCUGCCACGCCCGGCAUAAAUUCUUGAGCUCGUGGAGUUAAAUCGUCGUCGUCGUCGUCGUCAAUUCGGCGUGCAAGCAGCGAAUAGACUACUGGCCUGGUUCGCGCAGAGCAGUCUGACACUAUGGGAAACAUCCACUCCUCUGGAUCUGCGCGCACAGUGUCCCGGUCAAUACUGUGCGGGCAUACUCAAUUGAGGUCCCACCAACUUGCAAAUGAGCGGCUAUGGAGUAGACGUAGCAUUGUCUCUACGUCUACGGGAGCCUCAGCAUCGCAUUUGCAAUCACGACCAAGCAGAAUCCACCUGUCUACGCACCACUAUCAUGCGAGCUCAUCCCUCAAGCAACACUCGAGUCGCAUUGGUGCUGAGCCUGGCAUAGACAGUGCGGCCCAUGGAUCUCACGUUGAACGACACAUGGUGAAUGCUAGCGUGGACAGUAGAAUAAACGUCGUGGAUUUCUCCGACGAGCACAUGGAGCAGGACAUCGUUCCGCCACGUUCUCUUCAACAAUUCCUCGACGAGCGGCCCACGCCGGCGUGGGCGAAAUGUCGAUGGAUACAUGUCAAUGGCUUAGACCUGGAUGUUAUUAAGCUUCUAGGCCGACACAAGCGCCUGCAUCGGCUGGCGAUUGAAGAUGUAUUCGAUCAACGUACGCCAACUAAAGUGGAUUGGUAUCAAGACCAUUGUUUCAUGGUAAUGCCCAUGCAGAAACUGCUCCAUAAUGAGGACUAUCAGCGGGUACCCGAAGAUCAGAGAGCAGAAAACCCUCUCUGGUGCUCGCCUUACAAUAUGGGACAUUCGCAAAGCGAGAAUAACCAUAAUCGGCGUCAUGCAUGGCGCACUCUUGCACACGAGACGCUCGGCAUUUCCACCGAGCAAGUGUCCAUCUUCCUCACGGCCGAUAAUACUGUAAUCACCUUGUUCGAGAGAUCGGGCGAUGAUGUACUCAACCCCAUCCUCGAACGACUGGAGUCGGCGCAGUCCGUUGUCCGCACGAGUAACGAUCCUUCCAUGCUCGUACAGGCUGUCAUAGAUGCCGUGGUUGAUCUGGCGAUGCCCAUUGCCCAAGCCGCGGCAGAUACGUUUGCUGAACUGGAACUCGCAGUGCUGAGGUCACCAAACAUAGCACAAUCGAAGCACUUGUACAUCCUCCGAUCGGCCUUGACGCAUUUCAACGACAACAUGAUCUCUACUGGUGGUCUUCUUAGGACAAUAUGCGACCACCAUAGCGCUGCUCCACGACCCAACAAUUCCGAUGUAGCAGCGGUGGAAUCUACAAAGACCCAGCCUCACUCUGCUGCCACAGCAAUAUCCCCAACCACAAGAGUCUAUUUACAGGACGUCCAGGAUCAUAUUACUGCACUGUUCACCUCUACCCGGGAGCAGAUUCGCGCCACCGAAAAUCUGACGAAUCUAAUCUUCAACACCAUCGCCGCCAGCCAGAAUGAGAGCGUUCGGAAACUAACUUUACUGUCGAGUUUUUUCCUCCCUCUCACUUUCCUGACGGGAUACUUUGGCAUGAAUUUCGACAUGCCGGGGGUGAAUGACAACAGCGACGCAGUGUUCUGGUGGAUUGCGACACCAGUAAUGCUUAUAGCGGUCCUCUUCUUAGGUCCAAAGCCGAGGUGGGUGCGAUCUCUCGAAUGGCGAAGGACGAGGUUGAAGCGAUCGAGACGAUCUUUCGAUCCGAAUGAACGACUAUGAUCAACACAGUCAUCGACAUGAGUUAAUGUUGGGUGUCCUGCCAUGAAGUGCAGCAUUUGAUAGCAUCAAUGAGGAGCGCUUUUGUACAAUAGAUAUCUUGUAGCCUUAAUUAUUCCUUCGCAGGGCAUUUUGUUGAAGGACUUUGCUUGGUAGACAAUGCAUGUUAUUGGGAGAGUGUACCCCAUGCCUUUACGGAGGAAUAGAUCUGACGGACAUGACGUUGAAACUCAUAAAUAGCAUCAUGA